AUGGCGCUUCGCACUCUAAUUUUCAAGGUGCUAGAAGAGGCAAAGCACAUCAAACUAGUUAAUGCUAAGGUCUACAACACUACUCUGUUUAGGGGCAAGAUGACCGUGGUGAUUUUCAACAAGCGUUACUACCCAAAUAAUAUCAUUGAUCAGCAUAUAAAGUUCUUUACCACUGGUCGCAGCAGCAGCAACAACAAUAACGGCACGACCAAUGACAAUGACAAGGACAAGGACGAGAAUAUAUCCGUUGAUUGA
This is a messenger RNA of Penicillium lagena, 255 nucleotides long. RefSeq lists its product as uncharacterized. The transcript is spliced from 2 exons. Bases 1 to 255 code for a protein of 84 amino acids. The record is from RefSeq and is a predicted model, not a curated record. NCBI's taxonomy places the organism in Eukaryota, Fungi, Ascomycota, Eurotiomycetes, Eurotiales, Aspergillaceae.